CCCCCCCUCCCCCCCGCCCGCGUCCCCCGCUCGCCCCGGCCGCUCGCGCAGCUGCUCGGCUCUCGCUAUAUAAAGGGGCGAAGCGGGCAGAGCGGGCGGCUGGCGGCGGCGGCUGCAGCCCCGGGGCCGGCGAGCGAGGCCGGGCCGAGGCCGCGGGGUGUCUGCCCGUGAGCCGGGGGCUCGGGAGGCGCGGGCUCUGGGGGGACGCAGCCGGGCAGGUUUUAUUGUUUUAGGGGCGUACUCACCCCCCCCCACACCCCCCCACCCCACCGCGGUUGGGGGCGUCCCGGGGGGCUCGGGACAUGGCGAGCUCGACUAACACAAACCCCGUGCCUAAAUUGUACAGGUCUGUAAUUGAAGAUGUCAUCAAUGAUGUCAGAGAAGUUUUUCUGGAUGAAGGAGUGGAUGAACAAGUUCUUAUGGAACUCAAAACACUGUGGGAGAACAAGCUGAUGCAGUCCAAGGCUGUAGAUGGCUUCCAUUCAGAAGAGCAGCAGCUUUUGUUGCAGGUGCAACAGCAGCAACAGCAGCAGCAGCAACAGCAGCAUCAUCACCACCACCAUCACACACAACCUCAGCCGCAGCAGACUGUGCAGCAGCAGUCUCAGCCACAACAGGUCCUUAUUCCAGCGUCUCAGCAAGCACCUCAGCAGCAGGUUAUUGUGCCAGAUUCCAAGCUGAUACCGCACAUGAAUGCAUCAGGCAUGAGUGCCGCAGCCACUGCAGCUACAUUGGCUCUCCCUGCUGGCGUUACUCCUGUUCAGCAGAUACUUACAAAUUCAGGCCAGAUCCUCCAAGUAGUUAGAACUGCAAAUGGAGCUCAGUAUAUCAUUCAGCCACAGCAGCCAGUUGUUCUACAGCAGCAGGUCAUACCACAAAUGCAGCCUGGUGGAGUACCAGCACCUGUUAUACAGCAGGUUUUGGCUCCUAUCCCUGGAGGGAUUCCCCAGCAGACAGGAGUGAUUAUUCAGCCUCAGCAGAUCCUGUUUACAGGAAAUAAAACACAAGUCAUACCUACAACAGUGGCUGCCCCUACACCGGCUCAAGCACAGAUUCCUGCAGCUGGUCAGCAGCAACCACAACAACAACAGGCACAACCACAAGCACCGCUCGUUCUCCAAGUUGAUGGAGCGGGGGACACAUCAUCUGAAGAAGAAGAAGACGAGGAAGAAGACUACGAUGAUGAUGAAGAGGAAGACAAAGAAAAAGAUGGGGGUGAAGAUGGCCAAGUGGAAGAGGAGCCUCUUAACAGUGAAGAUGAUGUGAGUGAUGAGGAAGGACAAGAACUGUUCGAUACGGAAAAUGUUGUUGUGUGCCAGUACGAUAAGAUUCAUAGAAGUAAAAACAAAUGGAAAUUUCAUCUCAAAGAUGGCAUCAUGAAUCUUAACGGAAGAGAUUAUGUAUUUUCCAAAGCCAUUGGGGACGCAGAAUGGUGAAGUUUUAAAAGACAAAACAAAAAAACUCAUGUAAAAGGAAAAAAAAAAUCAAAAGCAGGAAAGGUUGAGACUUGGACGUAUACUCCAAUCAAAACGUGUAUCUGCACAUCAGAAAUAAACAAUAAACAAAAGUAUUGGAACAAAGGUAAAAUGUGGCAACAAAGACACUACUUCAGAUGAGCAAGCCAUGGACUGUAGCAGCUAUAUAGCAUUGUCUGGGAGCUGGUUUUGUGUGUUAGGAAUACCUUAAUUAUCAAUUCUACAUACAGGUACCUACAGCUGGUAUUUAGCAUGUAAGGCUUUGUUCCCUCCCCCCGCCCCUUCUUCCCUUGAUUUAAGAUUUUAAAAUACUUCUUCCACUGAUUGAAGGAACUCUUCCCUUUGAUAGAUUAUUAAUCUGAAAAUGCUUAUUGUGUGUACAAAUCUUUGCUUUGAACACUUCCUUUUGGUAGUGAGGAUGGUCAGAAUGUUACUUAAACUGCGUGCAAGCUUUGUACAGAAGGGUAAGAAUUAAGGUGUUAAAUUUUAAAUAACUUGUAUAAGGAAAAUAUUUUUAAUUCUGAUAUGCUCAUUUAUUAUUAUAUCUAUUUGUUGUUUUCAAUUCAGUUCCCCAUAAACAUGUUGUUGUUCCUAGCAGUUACAAAAUGGUAAAAUGAUCAUUUAUAUUUCAAAAUUAUUUUAAUUUCAUGUAAGUGAUACCUUUUAUUUAGGGCUGUAUUUUUUAAAUACUAAGCACCUGUAGCUCCCCCCAGUGAAAGUCAGAUUGCUUAACUCGUUAAUUAUGUUCUUGCUGUUUGGUGGUGGUUCAGCAUCACUGAACUGAAACCAAUUAUAUAGUUUUCAUUGAUUUUUUUUUUUUUUAAUUUUUUUUUUUAAAAAGGCUUUGGCGACCUCUUGAAUCAAAUGUGCAGGUAAUGGCAUAAUAGAUGCAUUCCUUCACCUGCUUACUACAGACGUAGUCCAGACAUCCACAAAUAAUUCAACAGACCACAAGAAUUUUUAAUACAGAAAAUCACAUAAAAAUUCUAACAUCCUGGCUGCAACUCUUAAUCAAAGAUAGGCUUUACUAAAAAGAGUAGCCAUAAGUUACCUGCAGCAGUUAAUCUCUCUAAAGUUUCCAGGUGGCAUGUGAUCUCAUGAAGAGAGCUGCGCAGCUUUCAGAACACAAAUUUUGUUAGAGUAUCCUUAGGCUGUUUUGGUAACAGAAAGUGAAGCAGUUCAGGUGCACUAAACCUUGUGUAGCCACUUUCUCACUUGCCUUUUCCAGAGGUGUGGUUUUGUGGUGGGGUUGGUUUUUUUGGGCUUUUUUUUGUUGGUGUUUUUUUUUGUUUUGUGAAAAGCAACAAGGUUGCUCCCCCCUCCUUCUCUUCCUCUCCUGAGGAGUGAACACCUUUUCGUCAUGCAUAGGUUAUUCUUGCAAACCCUGCUUUUGGAAGCGCUUUUGAGCGAGGAGAGGGAAUGGGCAUUAUACUUCAGAAACUGUUGAGGAAGGAAUGUUCAUAUGGUUCACCGUUACAAAAAAAAAUGCCAAUGUUACAUUGGAAAGAUGAUGAAAAAAGGACGCAGCAAAGAUGAUUUUAAUUAAAUGGGGGAAGACUUUCAGAAGCAGACAUCUGAAUCAAGACUUCUGACCUUUUUUUGCUUGAGGAUGAAACUUUUUAAACAUUAUUUAACAAAGUCACAAGUAUAUUUUAGCAGUAUAUAACAACUGCUCUAAUUUUCAUUCUCUCUGAUUUACCUGCCUCCAAAUGCAUUCAUAGUCUCAGUAGUACCUAGAAAACUCCAAACACAUCGUAAAGAGGGUUGUUUUCUCUGUGAUUUUGUAGAUCUGUGCUCUCAUUGAUACAGACUAAAACUGCCUGUAGGCUGUGUCUUGAGCCAUAUGGUGUUAGUAAGCCAUCUACAUACAUAAGCUUUAUGAAAACUUAAUUGAUAUUUCUUCUAAUUCAUUCUUAAGUAAUGGAAUCUUCAUUUAGAGUGCGUUUUUUGGUUUGGGGCUUCAAGGUAUCUCUAAGUGAUCGGUGAUUGCUUUCUUCUGAACAAAGCAGGUGUUUUAUUUCUUUACCACUGUUGACACUUCUACGUGCAACCGCAAUGAAAUCAAUAAUGUACCAACUAUUUCCUUCCCUCACCUUUUCCAUAUCUGUUACCAGUAAGUCUUAAGUAGUGGACUUCAGAAAAAUUCCCAUAACGCUGCACAAGCAAACCAAUAAAAGGAAAAAAAAAAUCCCUUCAGCUAUAGAUUCCUGUUUAUACUACUGGAAUCCAGAUUACUUGUACUUUGGUUUUGUAUAUUAGUGAUUUUUUUCCACCCACAUACAUAUACUAGAAGCUGCGUAGCCUUUUUAUUUAUUUUUAAGGGAUAGCAGAACUUUAAAGGUAACUCCAGCUUAGCCUGUUCCGAAGGAUGUUAGAAGCUUUCUGAAGUUGCACAGUUUCUUGCGAGCUAAUUGUAUGGUAUGCUCUUCAAUAAGAAGUUUUGUCUUCAAAUACAAAUACCUGUGAAGUUUUCAGAAAGCCAGUCAAACGUGAACAUACCAAACUGUGCUCUUAUUGCUACAUCAAGUGUUCCUUUUUUUAAAUCAAAAAGCAUGUUUUAAUUUCAUUUUAUUGUAGCAGCUUGCUGUAAGACUGUAGUUUGCUUAAUUUUAUUAUUAUACUUGAAUUUUUAAUCAUGGUUUUAACAAUGUAACUGAACAGACCAUUUCAUUAGGUUCCAAAGAGAAACCAUUCCUUUCAGAGGGCAAGGGAUUCCCGUGUUCAUAAUUCAUAAAUGACUUCUUCCCCCCUACCCCUGCCUUGGAAAAAAGGCUUUUUGUGGUCUUUUUGGGUUUUUUUGGUUUUUUUGUUUUUUUUUUUUCCCCCCCAUUUAAAUAGUUCAGUAUUAUGGAAACAAUUAACAAUUUCAAGAGGGCUUAUGUUAAAAUUUGCACAGAUGAUGGAGCACCUUUUUAUGAUGAAAAAAUGGGGAAAGACAACUUCAUAAUUAUAACUACGAUGGCUGAUGGAGACUAGUAGAGCAACUGGGCAAAACUGGGAGUCUCGUGCCUUUUCAUUUUGCAGAAUACCUGUUUUGCCAGUAUGACAAUGCUUUUUUCUUGAUUCUUGAGAGAGUAAAUUUCCUGCAGUGCUUCAAUCAGAAAAGCAACUUUUUUCUCUAAUUCUGUUGGGUUUUAGUGUGUGCAAUCAUUUAAAAACAUCUAAGUUGAAAACAAAUUGAAAUAUGUUUUCUGUUGAGGAGAUAAUAGAGAAUUUAGUCACAUAAGGGACUUUAUAUUGGACUAUUUAAAUAAAAUAUGUUUUUAUUCCCCCUCAGUUGCUGGUUAGCGACAAGAUUUCUUUGAGGCUUCAUGCUCCUUGUUCCUGCAUUGUACUCACAAGUUGCAUUUCAACAUCAUUCAGUUUCCUAAACACGAUUUAACCUGAUAAUUGUGGUCAGAGUUUAUUUCCAAGACUAGAUAUGUGAUUCUGAAGCACAGUUUCUAGAAAAGAGCAGAGACCAUGUUAUGUCAUGUAACAGGUUUUUUUAUAAACGUUGUUUUCUAUUUCUGCUGCACAAUUAGAAGUGUUAAAGCAAGCUUCGUUGAGUCUGUGAAAAUAAUUCCACCGCUUGACAGUUAGCAGUAGUAAUGCCACCACAUAACACUACCAGAGUAAAAUGUCUUAAUUCCAGUGAAGGAGUUAGAGACCUUGUUAGCUAAAGUUCAUUUUGAUUCAGUCUCUUCAAUUUGUAAAAGCUCCCUUAAAAACAAUAAAGCCCCCCAAAACUUCCCCCAAAGCAAAAGCUUCCUAAUAGAACGCAGCAAGAAUAACGCACGCUGGAUGCACACUGCCUUACGCAGCAUCGUGGGGUUCGUUGUGUGCCACCCCACCCCACCCGCGCACCUCCAACUGAAGUGAGAGUGCUCUUCAGACUCUGAGAUUAAUGGCUCUACAAGAUGAAGAAAGUUGCACAUUGUUAUGUAUUGGUGUCUGGCACUUAAAGUCUCGUUUUCCCAUUGCUGUGAUUGGUUGGGAGAUGUGUAAAAAAAAAAAAAACAAAAACAAAAAACAAA
This is a messenger RNA of Chroicocephalus ridibundus (black-headed gull), 5491 nucleotides long. It is a transcript of the gene GTF2A1, whose product is annotated as general transcription factor IIA subunit 1. The record is from RefSeq and is a predicted model, not a curated record. Bases 303 to 1436 code for a protein of 377 amino acids. Lineage: Eukaryota; Metazoa; Chordata; Aves; Charadriiformes; Laridae. The transcript is spliced from 9 exons. Gene Ontology annotation, biological process: transcription by RNA polymerase II; transcription initiation at RNA polymerase II promoter. Gene Ontology annotation, cellular component: transcription factor TFIIA complex.